AUGGGAGUCUCGAAGGGUCAGCGAGACGACGCCGUGGCGAUCCUCCUCCUCGUGGAGGACCACGAGGCCCACGACGUGGGAGGCCGCGGUCUGGACGUCAAGACGCGCGUCCGCUGGGCCUGGGAAGCAGCGCGAAAGUCCGGCGUGAAGCUUCGGUUCCUGUCCGUGAACGUCUCGGAAAACACGCUCAAUGGGAAGCACGGUCUCCAACUCCAACCGGAGGUGGGUCCGAUACUCGUCGAGCUCCUACGGCGUGCUCGGAUGGGUGCUGAGAGGCUCCUCCCGCGCUUGGCGAAGACCUGGGCCAAGGACGCCCCGAAGACCAUGAGAGGAAACAUCCAAGCCAAGCUGGGCAGCUACGGCGAGGUGAUGCAUAAGCGCAUGCACGCCGUCGAAGGUCCCCGCGCAGCCGCUGGUGGAGCGAAGGACACGAACAUGGUGCAAAGUGCAUGCAGCCUCUGGAUGAAGGACUCUGGCAGCGCCGGCAGGGCUGCUGAGGCCAUGCUUGUAGCCGCGGUCUUUGCCACAGACUUGUCGGUGAAGGCGGGUGUGCCGGUCCUGGUGCUCGGCCGACCCCCCGGCCACCACGCCACCUGCGGCCACGACCUUCGGCUCGGCGACACCUGGCGGGCUCCCUGCGGACAGCUUCCAGGUGCAAGCCUCGGCGGUGGCUGCUUCUACCCCUCAGUGUGGCUCGCAGCGCUGCACAGUCUCCGUAAGGGCCAUGCAAAGCGACUGGCGUAUGUCGACAUCGACGCGCACAUGCCCGACGGAGUUUGGAAGGAGGUCGAUCACUUCUCAAAGCUUAAGAAGGAUCAGCGCGACUUCCUCAUUGGCAAGCGCAACUCCUGCACAGGUAUCCUGUUUUCUUCCAUCCACAUCGAUGGCUAUCCGAACCAGGGCUCCAGCUGGCACUCGGUGAAGCAGAACCUGAAGAGGUCCUUCGAGGUUCGCGUAAGGGACACCCUUCUGCCGCGGAGUGUUACACAAGGCACGGCGAGCAGCGCCAACCAAGGGCUGAUCACAAGAUAUCAGCGGUGGUGCAACACUCUCGACAAGGAGAUGACGAGCUUCCAGCCCGAUGGGCUCUUCGUGGGGCUGGGCUUUGACCUUCACCAGAAGGAGGCCGAGAUUUCGGACAAGAAGGUCGGCCGUGGGAUCUCCAGGCCUCACUACGAGAGCUUCUUUGCCAACUUCACCAGGCUGCCGGAGAAAGCCCCGAUGGUUCUCAUGCUCGAAGGCGGCUACACCAAGCAAGGUGUGGAGGAUGGGAUCCUUGGCACUCUUCAAGGCCUCAAGGUCCUGGCUCAGAGGAAGGGCGCGAAGAAGAGGCAGCAAAGCCAACCCCACAAUCACAAGGCCUCGAAAAAACGGCGCACCGCUUGA
This is a messenger RNA of Symbiodinium sp. CCMP2456, 1386 nucleotides long. NCBI's taxonomy places the organism in Eukaryota, Dinophyceae, Suessiales, Symbiodiniaceae. The record is from the annotation of a GenBank genome assembly.